This is a messenger RNA of Culex pipiens pallens (northern house mosquito), 1877 nucleotides long. RefSeq lists its product as uncharacterized. The coding region runs from base 273 to 638 and encodes 121 amino acids. The transcript is spliced from 3 exons. Lineage: Eukaryota; Metazoa; Arthropoda; Insecta; Diptera; Culicidae. The record is from RefSeq and is a predicted model, not a curated record.
AAUGGUACGUUCGUUUGAGGGCUAGUUCCGCACUGAGUGCCGCACUCAGAGCUGUCAAAGUGUUUGUUUGAAGAAACUAGCGCUGGUGCCGCACGAGUUUUGCCUCCAUCUUGGAACUGAAAGUGCGAGUGCCGCACUCGAUUUUUUUCUAGUUUCGUGCGAGUUUCUCGCACACCAACAAACGAUGUUUGUAAACAUCGAAAUCAGCUGUUCGUUCAAAACAUGAUACGAGAAGCUGAUUUUGUUGUUGUUUUCGAUUUGUUCGCGUGUGAAUGGUGAAAAAUUGGACAAAUUGGAUUGCGGUUAUCAAAAUUCCAGACCCGAAGAAGCCCAAGACGGAGGAGGGCGAGGGUAUCAGGCAAGUGCCGAUGCGGAAGAUUAUCGUGGUGGUGCAGCGGAUGGGCGAGUACGUACCAAGCGUACCAAGCGGAUCGCACGGGCUGCUGGAGCACACUCUCACCAUAGAUCACUGCACCGGAGACAAGUGGUACAUGUUUAGAUUCUUCGAAAAAAAAACGCCGAGGCCAAGAACCAGGUGGCCGAAAAGAAGGCUGCCGCCCGUGGUCAGGAUGACGUUUACGACGAAGUCCCUGGACGAUGACGAGUUUGAUUUGUACCUGGAUCGGAGGUAUGAAUGAUCGCGAUAUCCUCCGCAACUUGCAGCGCUAGCUCAAAUCGGUCCUUCAACCGUCGCAAGCAAUACCCUUUGGAACUGGUGCUGACACCGAUUCGUGAGUUGGACAAGCAAAUCUUCAAAUAGUCAAAGAAACGUCUUGUAUUCCCUUUCCCGUGCUGGACGAGGCAGACCGUAGCUGGACUUGGGAUUCAAGGGCCACCAUAAGAGUUGAAUCGAGUGCUAAUAAUAAAAUUGUGAAAUAAUUUGCUUUAAAAUAUAUACUUCAGCGUAAAAUGACUUGUUUUUAUUUAUUCUUAACUGAAAUUAAAUUUCACUAUUGAACAGCAUUUUUCAUUGUAAAAUUUACAGGAAAAAGUCGUUGUUAAAGCACUGUUGAACGACGUUUUAAAUCGAGAAAUUCUACAUUGAAAUAACAGCGAAGUCCACUGUUUCCCAUACAAAAAAAAACUUCGUAGUGAAUAAGCUUAACCAUCCCGCUGCGAUUGCCAUGCGGCACUCCAGGUUCCAGAUCAAUUGAUAAUCACGGAUAUUCGCGGCGAUUCUAACGAAUCAGUGAAUCAAUAAGAUCAGGAAAACUGUUCGUGUAUUUUCUGAAUUAUAUGGUUUGAUGUUAGAGAUCAUUUAAAAAAUUUAGAAAAUAUAUUCGACUGGAUACUUGAAAUAUUUUGCGAUAAGUAAGUCGACUUUCCCGCCGUGGACAUAGUCGGGUUGGACCAGCCAAAUGUGGUCCCGGGACAAAGCAGUUGGAUUAACGGAAUGAACUUGUCUUAACUUAAUUGAGCGAAGUGUUCCGUCCAGGACGUUUUCCAUAGUAUCUGAUGGCAAUAUGUACCAUGUGUCGCUACAAAUAAAUCUUUAAUUUUAAAAUUCAGGCAAAAAUGCAUUGCAGAAACUACAAUAUAAUAAAAAAAGGAAAUCCAAAUAAUUACAAAUUCCAAAAAAACACGAAAAAAAUCCAAAUUCACUCAAAAAAAUAAUUUUAAAUCCUAUACUUCCUAGAACAUUUAAAAAAAAUGAUAAUUGUUCUAACUCUGAAAUUUCGUAUUGUUCUAAAACUCCUAAUAUUUAUAAAAUUAAUAAAAUUUCCAAAACCAUUAACAUUUCUGAAAUUCUAAAGAUAUCAAGAAAUUUUUCAAAAUAAUUGAACUAUAAAAAUUAUUUUUUUUAAAUAAUAUAUUAUAAAACAUUUAUAAUUCGAAAAAAAUUAGGAAAUUGUAAAAAAAACAAUUCAACAUAAAUU